AUUCGAUCACCUUCGCCACGUUUAGAGCGGACGGAAUCACGCAGCAGUGCCCUUUUCUCAAACUCCAGGCAAAGGAUUCCGAUUUCAUCAUCCAAUCGCGAGUUUUGUUUGAAUUAGUGCUUCGUCAAAAAUCAGCGUAGCGCCACAUAAUGGUUCUGGAUUUGGAUCUGUUCCGCAGCGACAAGGGCCACGACCCGGCCAAAGUCCGAGCGAAUCAGGAGCUGCGCUUCAAGGAUGUCGGCCUGGUGGACACGGUCAUCGAGCAGGACGGCGAGUGGCGCAAGUGUCGCUUCAACGCGGACAAUUUCAACAAGCUGAAGAAUCUGUGCAGCAAGGAAAUCGGCGAGAAAAUGAAGAAGAAAGAACCGCAAGGGGCGGAAGAUGAACCGGUGCCGGAAGCGGUGGCCACGGAUUUACUCGGGUUGAAGAGUGAAGAUCUGAAGGCGUUGACGGUAAAUCAGAUCAAGAAGGUUCGGGGAUUGAUUGAUUCGGCGAUGGUUGAAAAUGAAAAGAAAUUGAGCGAAGCCGAAGCGAAACGAAAUUCCGCCCUGCGGGAAGUGGGAAAUCAUCUCCACGAGAGUGUUCCGGUCAGCAACGAUGAGGAUGAAAAUAAGGUCGAGCGUACGUUUGGAGAUUGUGAGAAGAAGCUGAAAUACUCGCACGUUGAUUUGAUCGUGAUGAUUGACGGAAUGAAUGGCGAGAAGGGCGCAGUCGUUUCCGGUGGUCGAGGAUACUUCCUGACCGGUCCAGCUGUGUUCCUCGAGCAGGCUCUGAUUCAGCAUUCGUUGCACCUUCUGUACGGCAAGGGAUACACUCCCCUGUACACGCCGUUCUUCAUGCGGAAGGAAGUGAUGCAGGAAGUGGCUCAGCUUUCCCAGUUCGACGAGGAACUGUACAAAGUUGUAGGAAAGGGUAGCGAAAAAACGGAGGAAGGCGUCAGCGAUGAGAAAUACUUGAUUGCGACUUCGGAACAACCGAUUGCUGCCUAUCACAGAGAUGAAUGGAUCCCAGAAGCUUCCCUACCAAUAAAAUACGCGGGAUUGUCCACUUGCUUCCGGCAGGAAGUUGGCUCGCAUGGACGUGAUACCCGUGGUAUCUUCCGGGUACAUCAGUUCGAAAAAGUGGAACAGUUUGUGCUGACCUCUCCUCACGAUAACAAGUCCUGGGAAAUGAUGGACGAGAUGAUUGGCAACGCAGAACAGUUCUGCCAAUCGUUGGGCAUCCCGUACCGUGUGGUUAACAUCGUUUCCGGUGCUCUAAAUCACGCUGCCUCAAAGAAGCUGGAUCUGGAGGCUUGGUUUGCCGGAUCCGGGGCGUUCAGGGAGCUGGUAUCGUGCAGCAACUGUUUGGACUACCAGGCUCGGCGGCUGUUGGUGCGCUACGGCCAAACGAAGAAGAUGAACGCCGCCGUAGACUUUGUUCACAUGCUGAAUGCCACAAUGUGCGCCACGACUCGAGUUAUUUGCGCCAUCCUGGAGACGCAUCAAACGGAAACGGGAGUUAAGGUCCCAGAGCCACUGAAGAAGUACAUGCCCGAGCAGUACCGCGAUGAAAUUCCGUUCGUGAAACCGGCCCCGAUCGAUGUGGAAGCGGCUGCGGCCGCUGCGAAGAAAGAGAAAAAGGGCGGCAAAAAGGAAGGUGCUGGCGCAUAAUCAACUUGCAACAAUAAUAAGAAUCCUAGUAAGACACAGCAAUGGUUGAAAGCAUUUACGAAUGACAUACGACGGUACUUUUGCUAGUUGCAUAAAAUUUAUCCGCAGCAACCGAUCGGAGCGAAAGUUCAUUAAUUUAUCUCAAUUCACCGCAGCAUAAGAUGUACUUUUAAAUCAGUUAAUAAAUUCGAACGCGCAUGCUUAUAAGGCUGCUUUCUGAAACGAA
Messenger RNA from Aedes aegypti (yellow fever mosquito), 1878 nucleotides. It is a transcript of the gene SerRS, whose product is annotated as serine--tRNA ligase, cytoplasmic. Gene Ontology annotation, molecular function: tRNA binding; serine-tRNA ligase activity; ATP binding. Lineage: Eukaryota; Metazoa; Arthropoda; Insecta; Diptera; Culicidae. The transcript has 2 exons. Gene Ontology annotation, biological process: seryl-tRNA aminoacylation. Bases 150 to 1652 code for a protein of 500 amino acids. Gene Ontology annotation, cellular component: cytosol. The record is from RefSeq and is a predicted model, not a curated record.